GAAGGCUCUUUUGGGACUAAAAGGAAAAUAAUUAGAAAGAUACUGAGGUUGUGCAGAGCCUGCAGCUGAGCUGCGAAAACCCCGAAACUGUUUUUCAUCUCUUCGUCUUUGAGUUUUAUCUUCAGUCAGAGAAGGGUGAGAUCAGUGCACAAAGUAGCUGUUUCAACUGUUAAACUUGUGAAUGUCUUAUUGCUGUCCAAGGAGAAGGACUAUGAUUAAACUUUUUAAAGUAAAGGAAAAACAGAGAGAACUUGCAGAAAAUGCAAGUGGUGGACCACCCGUUAAGAAGCAGAGUGCUGGCGAGUUGCGUCUUCACAAAGAUAUAAGUGAGCUGAAUCUACCACAAUCUUGUACCAUACAUUUCCCCAACGGAAAAGAUGACCUGAUGAACUUCGAAGUUUCAAUUCGACCCGAUGAUGGAUAUUACAUAUGUGGCACAUUUUUGUUUUCUUUUCAAGUGUCUCCCAUCUAUCCACAUGAAGCGCCAAAGGUUAAGUGCAAGACAAAGGUCUAUCAUCCAAAUAUUGACUUGGAAGGAAAUGUUUGUCUAAACAUCUUACGAGAAGAUUGGAAACCUGUCCUUAAUAUAAACACUGUCAUCUAUGGCUUGUAUCAUCUCUUCACGGAACCAAAUUAUGAGGAUCCACUGAAUCACGAUGCCGCUGCUGUGUUGAGAGGGAACCCAAGGUUGUUUGAAUCUAAUGUUAGGAGGGCAAUGUCAGGAGGGUAUGUGGGGCAAACCUUUUUCCCUCGUUGUAUUUAGACCUUUGCUCAGUGCCUUCAGUUCCUGUUCAAAUGUCAUCAAUGCUUGGAGGCCCUUGUUUUGUAAAAUCAAAGAAUUGAAUUUUUCUUUGUCAGUGCUGUUAUUUUUCUUGGUGGAGCAACAGGCCAAGUUCCUAAGAUCACCAAGUGCGUUUAAAGCCAAACAAGUGGAAUGUUAUUGUAACCUGUGCUUUAUUGAAUGUUGACGUAUUAUUCUAAAGGGGACCAAGCAGAAAAUGAGUUCAGCUGUUUAUGUUAGAAUUUUAUUUUCCUUGCAUUA
Molecule: messenger RNA, 1042 nt
Organism: Vigna umbellata (rice bean)
Lineage: Eukaryota; Viridiplantae; Streptophyta; Magnoliopsida; Fabales; Fabaceae
Source: RefSeq, a predicted model, not a curated record